Messenger RNA from Catharus ustulatus (Swainson's thrush), 4038 nucleotides. It is a transcript of the gene KLHDC7A, whose product is annotated as kelch domain containing 7A. The transcript has a single exon. Gene Ontology annotation, molecular function: protein binding. NCBI's taxonomy places the organism in Eukaryota, Metazoa, Chordata, Aves, Passeriformes, Turdidae. The coding region runs from base 943 to 3432 and encodes 829 amino acids. The record is from RefSeq and is a predicted model, not a curated record.
CUUUGAAUUUCGCUCCCUUGGCAGCGCUGGGAAGCGAUGCCAUUCCCCAGGCUCCCGCCUUUCCUGCCCCCCAUCCCCCACAGUCCAAGCUUUCUGGAUUCUUGGGGACAAGAAUUCCCUGGAAUCCUUGGAAUUCAGGCCAGGAGCAGAUCCGCCACCAGCACCUUCCCAGGGGAAGAACGCAGCCCUGCCGUGCUUCAGUUUCCCCACGGUGACAUCGAUCCCUGUGGCAUCCCUCAGGAAUGACAACUCCUGUCCCUUCCCAUCCUGAAUUUCUCCCUGCUUUUAUUCCCCCCUUCGCCCCUCUCCUCGUGCCCACAGCUGCAGCUGAGCUCCAGCCUCGAUUUCCUCCCCAGCACCGGGAUUUUCCUCCUUUCCCACCCAGCUCCUCGUUCCCCUCCACUUUCACGGCAGCUUCCGAGAGACCCCACAAGCUCCGGGGCUCUUUCCCAUCAGCCCUCGUUAGGCAGCACGAGGGCCGCUGAAUUAAUUAAUCACUGAAUUAAUUAAUCACUGAAUCAGCCGCUGAAUUCGUCACCCGGCCGUGCGGCGGAGCAGCUGCUCGGCAUCAGCCCAAAGGGCUCCGGGCUGCUGCUCCCUCCCUUUUCCGGGAGCUCCGAGGGAUGAGGACACUUUGCUGGGCAAAACAACUUAUUUUUCUUCGCCCCCCUUUUUCGUUGCGUGACCCUUUUUAAAGCACCACAAAAGGAGAAGCAGCUCCCCGGGGAUAUUUUUCCUGCCUUUGUGCUCUUCCCCAAGCCUCUCUCUCGGUUUCCCUGGGCUGCACCUUUCCCUGGAGCCCAGCCCAUCCCAAACAUUCGCGGCUCCUCCGGAAGCCUCCUGCCAGCUCUGCCCGCUCAAAGUCACCUUGUCCCAACCCGCCGCGCUCCGGCCUCUCCCGGCAAAUCAUUAAUCGGCUCCUCGGCAUUCCCGCAUGGAAAAAUGCCCCAGCGGGUGCCCCCGGCCUGGCACUCGGACAUGCAGCUGCCCGGGAAGCUGCUCCUGUCGGCGGCCGCGCUGCUGCUCCUGUCCCUGGCCUUCAGGUUCUAUAGGAACCGCUCGCCUCCCCCGGGAAAAAUCCCGCCGGGAGAGCAGCGGGAAAACCGGGAUGGGGAUGGGGAAAACCGGGAUGGGGGUCUGAGGAGGAGGAGGAGGGAUGGGGGGGACAAAUCUGGGAAUGGCCUCGGGAUGCGGCACGCAGCUCUCCGGGGGGAGAAGAGUUUUCCAAGGAGUGAGGAGGAGGAGGAAGGAGAGGAGGUGGAUUCGGAGCUGGCUUUGAUUGCCAGGAAAGCCCCGCUCGGUCUGGCCAGGACAGAGAGGGAGUUGAGAACUAAACAGGGAUGGAAGUUGGGAAUCAAAGCAGAAAGCGAAGUAGGGGUUGAGCAGGGGAGUUAUCCCGGGAGCAGGACGGGAAGCGAGCUGGGAAAUCAGCCAGGAAGCAGGCUGGGAAUCAAGCCGGGAAGUAAUCCGGGAAGAAAGACAGGAAAUGAGUCGGGAAGUGAGCAGGCAAACGAGCCGGGAAUCGAGCUGGAAAACGAGCUGGGAAAUAAAUUGGGAAUGAAAUCAAGAACGGAGCUGGGAAGUGAGCAGGGAAGCGAACCAGCAAGCAACCUGGAAAGUGAGCUGGGAGGCAAGGCAGGAUUGGAGCUGGGAAGUGGGCCGGGAAUUCUGCUGGGAAGCGAGCUGAGCUCUCAGGACCCCGGGGCCGGAGCCCGGGGUGGCCCCGUGGAGAGGGACGGGAACGCACCUGGCCUCGAGCGUUCCCCGGGGAUUUGCGAUGCCCGGACAGAGGGGGAUGGAUGUGCCCAGAGCACGGAGCAGGGUCCGGCUGGAGCCCGGAGGAGCAGCGAGGGCAGCACGGGCUCAGUCCGGACCCUCAGCGUCACCUCCAGCCUGGGGCUGUUGCUGACGGCGAGCGAGGCGGGCUCGGACACCUCCUACUCCUUCUCCUCGGUGGCCAAGAUCCAGGUGGAGGAGAACUUCAUCCCGGAGCGCCGGGACAAGAGCAGGGACAGCUCGCCCGGGCCUGGCCUGCGGGGCAAAGUCUACGACUACUUCGUGCAGUCCACCUCCGAGUCGGUGUCCAAGCGGACGUCCCUGCCCUUCGUCCCCUCGGGGACAUCCCAGCGCCGCGGGGAGCGGGGCCAGGUAGAGCCGCAGAGCUCCGGAACCCAGGGGGAGGAUCCAGCUUUGGGAAUUCCUGAUCCAAACACCUCCAGAGCUGCACAGGAGGCCAUGGAGAGCCCUCCUGCACCACCUUCUCCCGGCUGGAACGGCAGCACCCUCGGCAUCCCCCCCCAGCUGCCCGGUGGGGUUCCAGCUGCGGGUCCUGAGCCGUCCCAAGGGUCUCCACCUGCCCAGGUGCACUUGGGGAACUGCUCCGAGGUUCUGCGCUGGGCCAAGGCGCGGCAACUGCGGGGGCUGCAGGACGAAGCUCUCCAGGUGAUGAGCCAGCACCUCCUGCAGGUGCUGCGCUCCCCACACCUCUACGGCCGCCUCAACGCCGGCGAGCGGGAGCUGCUCCUGGGGCUCCGGAGCCGAGGGCGGCCGCGCCUGGUGGUGGCCGAUGUCCCCCCGGCCGAGUCCGGCCACCGCCGCGGCCGCCUCUGCUACUACGACGAGGACGAGGACCGCUGGUGCCAGCUGUGCCCGCUGCCGGCCGAGGUGGCCGGGCGGGGCUGCGCCGUGUGCCCCAUGUUCAAUUAUCUGUUCGUGGUGCCCGGCGGGGAAGGCGCGGGCCGGGCACGGAGCCCCUCCCGCCGCGUGCUCUGUUACGACCCCCUGGGCGACAGCUGGAGCGACAUCUGUCCCCUGCGCCAGGCGCGGCCGCACUGCCAGCUGGUGGCCCUGGACGGCCACCUCUACGCCAUCGGGGGCGAGUGCUUGGCCACCGUGGAGCGCUACGACCCGCGGCAGGACCGCUGGGCCUUCGCCGCUGCCCUGCCCAGGGACACCUUCGCCGUGGCCCACGCGGCCACCGCGUGCGACGGGGACAUCUAUGUCACCGGGGGCACCCUGCGCUCACUGCUGCUGCGCUACGACGCCCGCAGGGACAGCUGGGUCACCAGCCCGGCCAUCGGCGACAAGGACAGGACGGCCGAGCUGCUGAGCGCCCAUGGGUUCCUGUACCGCUUCCAGCUGCGGCGCGGUGCUGGUGGCACCGAUGUCACCGUGUCGCGGUGCAGCGCCAGCGCCAGGCUGUGGUACCCCUGUGCCAGCCACCCUCUGGCCGAGCCGGCCGGGCUGCGCUGCGCCGCCCUGGGCAGCCUCGUCCACUGCCUCGGCCGCGAUUUCCAUCUGCGCUUCCUGGCUGACCCCGUCUCGCCACGCUUCGGGGCCAAGGAGCUCCGGCCCUUCCCGGCGCCCCACGGGAUCCUCCUGCCCGCGGUCCUGGUGCUGCCCGAGGGGGACACGGAGCCACCGCGGCUCUGAGGGGUCCCCAGGGAGCGAUGGCAGCCGGAGAAGGAGCUCCCAGUCCGAGCUGAGCAAUCCAAGCCCUCCAUGGACCCAGCCUGUUCCCACUCCCUGGGAUGUAGGAAGGGAUCAAACCCCUGGAUUUGGCCUCUUCCCCACUCCCUGGGACGUAGGAAGGGAUCCAGCCCUAGGACGCUGCCGGGAGCCGCAGCCCGGAGGCUCCAGGAAGAGCCGGGAGGAGCUGGGCGGACUUGUUUGCUCGGGGGAAUUUAAACAGGGCCGUGUUUGCUCGGGUGGCAGCAAAUCCUGGAUCUCCCCGGGCUCCAGCUGUCCGGGACCUGAUUUAGACCUGACUUAGGCUCCAGUUGGUGAACAUUGACCCAAACACGGGUGGGGUGGUUGAGGGUGGAGGUGGGGUCGGCAGGGAGGUGCCCCCAAGGCUCUGCCAGCAUCGCUCCGACACCUCACCUCGCUCAGCCCAUUCCAGGGACAGACUUCGGGGCUGUCCUCGUUAUCUCUCAUUUCUUUAUCUCAUUAUCUCUCCCCUCCUCCUCAGAGCUGUGUUCUCCGUAUUUAAUCUCUGUGUAAAGCGGCACCGGGGGUUUAGGCACAGCUGGGCCGAAA